CGAGUAAACACGUCGCUUCUCUUAGAGUCUUUCGCUCUGAAAAAAACAAAUAAUCAAGUAAAAUAAACUGCGUUUUACGUUUGUACACAUCGAUCGAUUCGAAAUCGUUAAACUAGUGUUCAAUCACAAAGUAAAAGUGUGACGAUCAAGUUAAAGUGAAUUGAUUUUUCAACAAAAUCAAUUUGAGUGAUUUUUUUUUUCGAUUAAAAAAAAGAACAAAAACAAUCUCAUCAAAAUGGCACACAUUAAAAGUGAAACGAAAAAUUAUAACAGUUGCCCAUUGAAAAAGCGUCCAAUUAUGUUUGUGGAUCCAGUCGUCAAAGACGAACCCGAACAAGAUGAGCCAGUUAAUUUGUGCGUUCGCAAAGUGAACAAAGACGAGCAAACUGCUUACGUGAACAAAGUUCGUGCGAUGCCAUUGAAGGAUAUCACCGCACACAACCAACAAUCGACCAUCCGAUAUGCUCCAUACAAAAUUGAAGAAAACCGUGUUCCAUAUGUGAAACAAGAAUUGUACAAUUUGUUGCCAGGAUAUGCCGCAAACACAACAAACACAUUGAACUACACACAAACAUCACCACCACCACCGACAUCGGCAUCAUCGAUCAAAUCCGAACCCGAAUACUGGCAAUCGUUCUCCCGCGAACCAUCCAUGUCUCCACCAACCACACAUAUGUUUGUUCCAUCACCGCCACCAAUGAAAAUUGCCGCCGUACACAGUGGCACACAUCGAUAUGCUCCAUAUGUGAGCCGACAACAUCACAUCGUUGGCGAAUACCAUAGCAGCAUGUCGCCAACACACAGCCAUCAUUCAGUGAAUUCAUUGGGUGGAUCAUCGCGUAGUUCAAUGUCACCAGCAUCGACCAGUUCAUCAAUUGAAGAUCCAUACACAAUAAUGCAAGCAUCAACCGGUGUCACACUCACCAAACCAAUCACAUACGAAACCAGCACCGAACAUUCCGUCAUCAUGAAAGCCGAUUUGCCACGCUACCAAUGCUCCGACUGCAACAAAUCCUAUUCAACAUACUCGGGCUUGACAAAACACAAGCAAUUCCAUUGCUCCGCUUCACCAACCAGCCAAGCCAAGAAAUCCUUUGACUGCCAAUUUUGUCCGAAAAAUUACACAUCUUUGGGUGCAUUGAAAAUGCACAUUCGUACACACACCAAACCAUGCAAAUGCCAUUUGUGCGGCAAAGCAUUCUCACGACCAUGGCUGCUACAAGGACACAUUCGUACACACACCGGUGACAAACCAUUCUCAUGCCAAUUCUGCCAUCGAGCCUUUGCCGACAAAUCAAAUCUUCGUGCCCAUUUGCAAACCCAUUCCGAUGUGAAAAAGUACAGUUGCACCUCGUGUUCAAAAACCUUCUCAAGAAUGUCAUUGCUCACCAAACACGCAGAAAGUGGCUGCCCCGGUUUGCACGAACAACAUCAUCAUUAAGCGUAAAAAACACCUUAAUUAAGUGUAAAUUUAAGUUAAUGAUAGUUUUCGUUUUUUUUCCCCCUUUCAUUUAUAUAAGCUAAUUUAUGCUCCUUUGCCAUUUCAUUAUUAAUAAGCUAAAAAACAUUCAAUUAAAAAUUAAGUUGCACUCGAAUUGCAUCAUCAAUCAUCAUAAGUUAGAGAAAACCAAAAAUAGUUAAGGCACACACACACACACACAUUUAGUAUUAAGUAAUCUGUUGUUCCUAGUCAUAUUUAUGUUGCUGAAUUUUAUUUGUAAGAUCGUAGCAUUUUAGUAUUUAUGGUUAACUUAUUUAUUGUGCCUUGCAUAUUUUUCACUUUGUACUUUCA
Molecule: messenger RNA, 1792 nt
Organism: Sitodiplosis mosellana (orange wheat blossom midge)
Lineage: Eukaryota; Metazoa; Arthropoda; Insecta; Diptera; Cecidomyiidae
Product: zinc finger protein SNAI2-like
Exons: 1
Coding region: 236-1441 (401 amino acids)
Biological process (GO): regulation of DNA-templated transcription
Molecular function (GO): RNA polymerase II cis-regulatory region sequence-specific DNA binding; DNA-binding transcription factor activity, RNA polymerase II-specific
Source: RefSeq, a predicted model, not a curated record